ACACGUUUUUUUCCGCACUGGCAAAAAUACUCUUUGCUAUGGAGGAUUGCUGCUUUCAAAAUGAAUUUAGACAUUGAUGAUGCUGCAGGUCUAGGGAGUAACACAUCCUCUCCACAGCUUGGGGUGCUGGUUUCAAAUAUUUCCAAUGGGACCUCCAAGAACCAAACGCUACCUUCUUUGGACAUCACCAGGGCGACAACUCUGGGACUUGUUUUGGGCGCUUUCAUAGUUUUUGCUAUAGUGGGUAAUAUUCUGGUUAUUCUUUCUGUGGUGUGCAACCGGCAUCUAAGAACUCCUACAAACUAUUUUAUAAUCAACUUAGCCAUCGCAGACCUACUGCUUAGCACCACUGUGCUGCCCGUGUCCGCCACUCUCGAGAUCGUUGGCUACUGGGUGUUUGGCAGAAUAUUGUGCGACAUUUGGGCAGCUUUGGAUGUGUUGUGCUGUACAGCUUCUAUAAUGAGCCUUUGUGCGAUUUCGAUCGACAGAUACAUAGGGGUACGAUAUUCCCUUCAGUACCCUACAAUAGUGACUGAGAAACGGGCGAUCUUAGCGCUCUUGGGGGUCUGGGUUUUGGCUAUGGUAAUAUCGAUCGGACCUCUUCUUGGAUGGAAGGAACCAGCGCCUCAGGAUGAAAAAGUCUGCAGCAUCACUGAAGAACCGUUUUAUGCGCUUUUCUCCUCUCUGGGGUCUUUCUACAUACCGCUGAUUGUUAUACUGGCCAUGUAUUUCAGAGUGUACAUAGUAGCCAAAAGGACUACAAAGAAUCUUGAGGCGGGGGUAAUGAAGGAAAGGUUAGAUUCUAAGGAAUUUACCUUGCGAAUCCACUACAGGGGUACCCAGGAGGACUGCACAGGCGUCAGCAAGCCUAGGGGCCACCACACACGGAGCUCGCUGUCAGUGAAGCUCCUAAAGUUCUCCAGGCAAAAGAAAGCAGCGAAGACACUGGGCAUCGUGGUGGGGAUGUUUAUACUAUGCUGGCUCCCAUUCUUCUUGGCUCUGCCUAUUGGUUCGUUCUUCACAGACCUGAGGCUACCAGAUACAGUUUUCAAAGUGAUUUUCUGGCUGGGAUAUUUCAACAGCUGCUUGAACCCCAUCAUCUACCCCUGCUCCAGCAAGGAGUUCAAGAGAGCCUUCCUCCGAAUUCUUAAGUGCCAGUGUCGUCGCAGGAGACGCCCUGGCUGGCAGGCCUACAAUUACAGGAACUGGAAGAUCAACUUGUCCGACAACUCCAGAAAAGACUCAAUGGAGGACAGCUCCAUAUUUCUAAACGGCAGCCAGAGAACCCUGUCUUCAGCCAACCCCAGCCCGAGCUACCUGAACAAAGGCGGGCCACAGACCCUCGAGCGGGCCUUCUCCUCGUUUCCCCACAGCCCUUCAGACAAUCACCAUCAAAGACUGGAGUGCUACUCCUUCAGGAUAGUCAGUGAGCACAAUGAGAAUGCUAGUUUUGUCGGGUUGAGCAAGGGUACAGUGAGACUGCCCUCGAUCGCAGACAGCUGUGAAAUAGGCUCCAACAGACUGAAUGGGAAUGCCGAUUUGGAAGGCGCUGAUAUGUCAGAAACCAUUAUGUGAUGGAAAAGGGACCAAUAAAA
Polyodon spathula (Mississippi paddlefish) is the source of this 1595-nucleotide messenger RNA. Its product is annotated as alpha-1B adrenergic receptor-like. Gene Ontology annotation, cellular component: membrane. The transcript has 2 exons. Gene Ontology annotation, molecular function: alpha1-adrenergic receptor activity. Lineage: Eukaryota; Metazoa; Chordata; Actinopteri; Acipenseriformes; Polyodontidae. Gene Ontology annotation, biological process: phospholipase C-activating G protein-coupled receptor signaling pathway; adenylate cyclase-activating adrenergic receptor signaling pathway; cell-cell signaling. Bases 61 to 1575 code for a protein of 504 amino acids. The record is from RefSeq and is a predicted model, not a curated record.